Bacillus rossius redtenbacheri is the source of this 2012-nucleotide messenger RNA. RefSeq lists its product as uncharacterized. Lineage: Eukaryota; Metazoa; Arthropoda; Insecta; Phasmatodea; Bacillidae. The coding region runs from base 187 to 1269 and encodes 360 amino acids. The transcript has 8 exons. The record is from RefSeq and is a predicted model, not a curated record. Gene Ontology annotation, molecular function: methyltransferase activity.
GGAAGGGUUCCCUAAGAUUAGUUUGCAGUAGUGGCAUCUAGUGGCGUAGGGAGUAAAAUAGCGCUAAACAAUGCAAUAAAUUGUCUCGCGCUUAACCAAUGUUAUUUGGCCUGAGUUUCCUAUGUUGUCCUAUAUUUGGUUAGAGUUGUUUAUUUUGAGUGCGAGUUAUUCUGUAGAUUUGAAAAAAUGACUGAAUCCGUCUGUCAAAUUAAUAAUGGUUGUGUACUGACUGAAGAAGUAAAAGAAAAAUCUAAUUCUUUGACAGUCCCAGAAGCUCAAGAAGAAUUCAUUGAAAUUUUAAGAAAGUUAAAUAAUUCAGGAAGUCAAAGCGAGCUGCUUAGUUGGAUUCAGUGCAACUGGCUUAACGAAUGUGAGACAAUCAGCAAUUCAGGAGAUGAUACCCUGCAAGCGAUAGCAGCGGAUCUGCGGGAGCGUAUGCCCCUAGCGCUGGCGGGGGUUCUGCCCUCUGAGAACAUCCUGCAGCCAGUAGAGGAAACCGUGUCGAGUACACGUUCCAAUGCCUGGGCGUCCAGGCUGGUGUCCAGGGACGGCAAGCCCCACUGGUUCAGUAAGGGGAUGAAUGCAGAGUACAACCUGAAACACACAGUACAGGUAGACGAAUUCCUGUACGAUGAUGACCAGGUCCAGCAGAUGUGCGAGUCUGGGGUGCUGCCGGCCCAUUACUGCCUUGACUGUGGAUCCCACUGCACUAAGGAGCUAGAGUAUGUGUCUCAUUCGGUGUCGAGAGAAAAACUGGCGUACAUCUUCCAAGCCUUGUUGCCGCCACUCUCGGACUUGACUGUGCUGGACAUCGGGUCUCGGCUUGGGGCAAUGCUGUACGGGGCAUAUCUAUUUUCAAAAGCAUCCAGAAUUGUUGGGGUUGAAAUUAACAGUGAUUUUUGCAAGCUGCAGAGAGAUGUUAUACAGAAGUACAAUUUUAAGGACCGAGUGUCAGUGGUGGAGGCGGACAUAAUAACUCAGCCAAAUUUAGUCAACACGGCUGAUGUGAUAGUUCUCAACAACGUGUUUGAGUUCUUCAUGGACCCAGCGAGGCAAGCAGACAUGUGGAAGUUCCUCAGGAAAAAUGUGAAGCCAGGAGCAGUGCUCGUCACCGUGCCCUCGCUUGCUGCUACUCUGUCUGGCCUCCAGACGGACAUAGACUUGUCUCAGUGGGUUGAGGAGCUGCCCCUCUACAAUCCCAAUGCAGAUGCAUUGUUGAAUGUGCAUGACAAAGACGUGGAGAACAUAAAGCACUACAAAGUGGUGUAAUCGACGAAGAAAAUGGAGCUGAUGAGUGUUUUUUGAAGUUGCAGUAACAGUUACUUACUCCGCUAUGCAUUAUAUGCUUUUUAGUUCAAAUCAUAAAAAUGUAUUGUUCUCUUUUUAUUUUAUACAGACAAAUUUUGUAUUCUGUGAUUCUUAUUAUCAAAUACAGUGAAGGAAAAUAGAUUGCAUUAUAUUAGAAUUUGAGACUUGAGUGAUAAAAGUGCUUGGUAGAAGUUGAAGCAACAAAAGAACCAAAGUCUCAACUUCGCUAAGCAUCAAAGUGGUCGGUACGUAUAGGGACCAGCAUUGAGUCAAGGGGAUGUGUAAAUGGGCUGAUGCUCGUAAAAUAAGCCCUAUGAACAUGGACCUGGAAAUACACAAAACCCACGAUACAGACAUUUGGUAUGGACCAUUAUGUGCUCAAAGUGACAGUCAUGUGUAGCAUAAGAAAUUUUUCACUGUCAAACGUCAACUGUUGGACCAUCUGGGAACUAUGUGGAACAUUCGCACACUAGUGAUGUGCAAAUGGCUCCUCAUGUCGUAAUCUAGCACUGGGUUGCCAGCUAUGCCAAUUGUUUAUACCUAAAAUCACCCCUUGAAGUUUGUUCCCAUAGUUUAUAAAUAUGUGAGAUUGGAGAAAUGCAUUUUUUUUAAAGAUGUUUUGAGUUCAGAUCAGAGGAUGACAAUUCAACUUAAGUAACAAAUUCUAAGUAUAGCCUAAAUCAAAAUAAAUAUAUUUAUGUAAA